GAGAGAAGGCGGCAUGGCGGACGAGCGCACGGAGGAGGAGCAGCAGGAGCGAAGGCCCUCGGCCACCGGAGAAUACCGGAUCGGGCAGGUGGCGGGCAGCCUGCCGGGGGCCUCCGGGAGCCGGGGCAGCGCCGGGGCCUUCGCCUUGGCCUCCCUCUUCGCCCCCACGCUGCUCCAGACCCAAGCCCUUUACCGGCCCGCGCCCGCGGAGGCCACGAGGAGACGGAAAAGGAAAGAGGAAGAAGAGUCCGAAACCCCGACGGGCUCCGCCGGGGAGCCGAGACCCCCUGGGAAAAGAGCGAAGAAGAAGCGGCGGCAGCAGCCUUCCCUUGCAGAUCAGAAGUUGGCAGACCGGGAGAGUGCCCUGACCUGUGCUGACGAAGAGGAGGAAGAAAGAGAAACCCAGGCUACGGAGAAGCGGAAAGGGGAAGCCAGGGGUCCGGGCGGCAAAGCCCCCGCGCGUUCUGCCGGGGCGAAGCCGAGGAAGCCGCACGAAGGCAGCCCGGAAGCGGAGCGGUUAAAGAACGAGCGGACGGUGUUCGUGGGGAACUUACCCGUCACCUGUAAUAAGAAGAAACUCAAGUCGAUUUUUAAGGAGUACGGACCCAUAGAAUCCGUUCGCUUCCGCUCCGUGAUUCCGGCAGAGGGCAUUUCCACCAAAAAGCUAGCGGCGAUCAAACGGAAGUUUCACCCCGAACAGAAGAAUAUCAACGCUUAUGUUGUUUUUAAGAAAGAAAGUUCUGCCGCAAAAGCUCUGAAAAGAAACGGCACACAGAUUUCAGAUGGCUUCCGCAUCAGAGUCGACCUUGCGUCUGAGACCUCUUCGAGGGACAAGAGAUCCGUCUUUGUGGGGAAUCUCGCCUACAAAAUCGAAGAAGCUUCGGUCCAAGAACACUUCUCCGACUGCGGCCAGGUAGUAGCAGUGCGGAUCGUGCGAGACGGAGUCACCGGCGCGGGCAAGGGGUUCGGCUACGUGUUGUUUGCGAAUACAGACGCUGUGCAGCUUGCCCUGAAACUAAACAAUUCUGAAUUGAUGGGCCGAAAACUCAGAGUCAUGCGUUCGGUCAGUAAAGAGAAAACGAGAGCAAGUCCAAACCCAAACCGGAAGGCCUUCGCCGCGUCAAAGCAGAGAUUUAGUUCUCUGAAAGAAACGGGACAUUCGGAGCACGCGUUUUCUGGGGAAAAAGCAAUUCCUGGGAAGAAGAAGAAGAAAAAGAAGGGCCAAAAAACGGCAAACAGAAAGCAAGCGGAAAAACACAAAUAAGGAUGACUGAUUUGGGGCUGGAUGCUUCAAUAAAGCUGGUUUGUCGUCCGACUCCCGUA
Ornithorhynchus anatinus (platypus) is the source of this 1323-nucleotide messenger RNA. It is a transcript of the gene RBM34, whose product is annotated as RNA binding motif protein 34. Gene Ontology annotation, molecular function: RNA binding. The record is from RefSeq and is a predicted model, not a curated record. The coding region runs from base 14 to 1264 and encodes 416 amino acids. NCBI's taxonomy places the organism in Eukaryota, Metazoa, Chordata, Mammalia, Monotremata, Ornithorhynchidae. The transcript is spliced from 10 exons.